This is a messenger RNA of Ceutorhynchus assimilis (cabbage seed weevil), 11226 nucleotides long. NCBI's taxonomy places the organism in Eukaryota, Metazoa, Arthropoda, Insecta, Coleoptera, Curculionidae. The record is from the annotation of a GenBank genome assembly.
AAAAAUUUCAAUGUCAACAAAAGUUCCUUGUCCAUUAUUUAUAAUAUUCAAAUAACUAUUCUUUGUUUGAAACCUUGCAUUAAAUCGUUAUCGCCAACGAAUUAUCAUGUUUUGAAACAUUUAAAAUUCUAUUUUUGUCGCUCGUACAGUGUGUCACCAUGCCUUUGUCCUGUUUAACGCUGUUUUUUUUCGUCCUGCCUCGAGUUUUCGCUACCAACGAUGUCCUUUAUUAUCAGCCAGAGCAGGUACACAUUUCUUAUGGGCAAAAUAUUCAUCAAAUUGUAGUGACUUGGUCGACGUUCAGCGACACUAAAGAAUCUUUGGUUGAAUAUGGAAUUGGAGGUCUCAUAGCCACUGCCAAAGGUAGCUCUAACUUAUUUGUUGAUGGAGGCUCUAAGAAACAUUCCCAAUAUAUCCAUAGAGUGGUUUUGGAUAAUUUAACACCCAACAGUGCAUAUGUAUACCAUUGUGGAAGCAAUCUAGGAUGGUCAAACAUGUUCUGGUUCAAAACAGCUCCAGCAGGUGAUAAUUGGGCACCACAUUUAGUCAUUUAUGGUGAUAUGGGCAAUGAAAAUGCCCAAUCAUUAGUUAGACUACAAGAAGAAACACAAAGAGGACUCUAUGAUGCUGUAUUACACAUUGGAGAUUUUGCUUACGAUAUGGAUUCAGACGAUGGAUUAAUUGGAGAUCAAUUUAUGAGACAAAUCGAACCUGUUGCUGCUUAUUUACCUUACAUGACUUGUCCAGGAAACCACGAAGAAGCUUACAAUUUUAGUCAUUACAGAGAAAGAUUCAGUAUGCCAGGUGGCAGCCAAUCACUCAUGUAUAGUUUUGAUAUGGGGCCAAUGCAUAUUAUUUCUGUAUCUACAGAAAUCUACUAUUUCUUGAAUUAUGGCUUGAAAAGUUUAGUCUUCCAAUAUAAUUGGUUGGAGGAAGAUUUAAUUAAAGCCAACUUACCUGAGAACAGAGAAAAACAUCCAUGGAUAAUUAUUGUAGGCCACAGACCAAUGUACUGUAGCAAUUCAAACACAGAUGAUUGCACUCAUCAUGAAACUUUAACAAGAGUGGGUUUGCCAUUUUUGCACUGGUUCGGACUAGAAGAACUCUUCUACAACUAUGGAGUGGACUUGGAAAUUUGGGCCCACGAACACAGCUACGAACGAUUGUGGCCCAUUUACAACUACAAAGUUUACAAUGGCUCCUAUGAGACUCCCUACACCAAUCCCAAAGCUCCAGUUCAUUUUGUUACAGGGUCAGCAGGCUGUAAGGAAGGUAGGGAAGGGUUUAAUGGGACAAGGCCUGAUUGGUCAGCAUUUAUUAGUCGCGAUUAUGGGUAUACUAGACUGAGAGCCUAUAAUGGGACUCAUCUUUAUUGGGAACAAGUUUCUGAUGACAAACAAGGACAGAUACUUGAUUCUGUUUGGCUUAUAAAGGAGCAUCACGGACUUUAUGAAAAUUCCAAAAUGGAUUGGGAAAAGGUGGAGCAAAUUAGAUUUAAAUAUUUUGACUCUAUUAAUAAAUAAUUUAUUUGACUCGAAGCUUCUCAGCUGCAAAACAUUUUUGAAACUAAAUUAAAAUCUUAAUUAAUGGGCUUUGUAGAGAAUUUGAUUGGCUUUACUUUCAGCAUAAUAAUGUUGAAAUCGGAUGAAAAUUAACUCCGCUGUGAGACAAAAACUGUCUCAGUGUCGUUUUUCGAAAAUUUUCAAUGUAUGAUCAUUCCAAAUCCAGUGCAAAAGUGUAGAGAAAUUAAUUGACUUUAAUUAAAGCUUAAUUACAUUUAAAUCGGAUCAAAGUUAAUGGAGCUGUUAACCAAAAGCUGUCUCGGUGUCAUUUUUGAAAAAUUUUCAAUUUUUUCGAUUAUUUUAAUCUUGAAACUUCUUAGCUGCAAAGCUGUUCAAGCCAAAUUAAAAUCUUAAUUAAUAGGUUUGUAGCAAGGACGGGGGGGGGGGGGGUUUGAAGGUUCGAACCCCCUUCCCCAUUGAACUGAAAAAAUUAUUUUUAUUGAAGAAAAAUAAACGUUUUUGGGCGAGGCACCCGAAAAAAAAAUUCGUUUUUGAUGAUAUCCUGAUGGGCUUCAGAGCUGUGCGGUAUUCGGGUACGGUACGAGUACUCUUCACUUGUACUCUAAAUAUAUUUUUAGUUAUUCGGUACUCAGGCCAAGAUACUUUCUGAAUCGCGUACUUGGACUGCUUAAGAAUAUAGAAAAUAGGUACCCGGUACUUUUUCUUGUACUGAGUAAUUUUCAAGAUACCCAUGUACAUGCAUUUUUACUUAAAUACAUUUGUUAUACCCGGGUAUUUUCAUUGUUUUCAAAUACAUUUGUAGUUACAGAGUAAAAUUAUUGGACUCUAACUAAAUACAUAUUUAUUUGGCCACAAGUACCAUCGUCACCAAAAGUAACUGGGCCAGCAUCAUGUUAGCUCUUGUACUAUUAUAUGAAUUUAGGUGUCAAAUAUUUAUCAAAUUAUGAAUUAAAUGCAUUGAAAUGAAUGACAGUAGAUAGUGUUGUAACAAGCGAACUUUACCGAGCGAACGUUCGCAUUAUCACAGUAAUUUACGGUAAUGUUCGCUCCUCUCUAAGCCGAAAGUUCGCUGAAAAUGCAUUUCUAAACGUUUCCUAAUCGCUUGAUUUGACAACAGUGAAUCAUGGACAUGGACCCUGAUUUUUGAAUAUUUUUAUUAUUAUUUUUUUAUUUUAUAACUACUUGUGUUAUUACUUCAGAAAGUUGUUUUUUAAAUUCCUUUUUCUAGACAAGACUUGUAUUAGUUUUAUAAAUAUUCAGGCCUAUGAUGUAUCAUUUUCUAUUAUUUUUAUAGCAACGUUAAGUUGCCUGUCACUGUUUAUUCUAUUCGUCAAAAUUGAGAGAAGUAUAGAUGUUGAGCUAUAACAUAGCUGUUGAAAUAACAGGAAUGGAUACAUCAUAGGCCUGAUUAUCAUUUUCUUUACAAUAAAUUGAUAAUACAUAGACAAGGGUUAUAUCUACAUUUAUGGAAAAUUCACCUACCCCUACCAGAGAAAAGAAAAAUAGGGAAAUUUAGUGAAACCUUAUUAUUAAUAGACAUUUUUACAAGCCCUACAUCAAAAAGCCGAAUUUAUAGGUGCUUUUGCAACAUUCUCCAAAGUUCUCAUAAAUUCUCGAAGAUUCUCAAACAUUCCCGAAAGUUCGGUAACGUUCGAAAAUUACCGAGAAUUUCACAACACUAACAGUAGAAUUAGUCCAGGAGAUUAAUAUGAAUUAUUUUUGUCCCAGAUACUUUUGGUGAUGAUGGUACAUUUCCAGACAAGUUGAGAUCUGACAUUAGGUCUGUUCCAACACGUCAAAAACCGUCCCAUGAACGAUUUCGAAACCACUCAGUAAACGAAUUUCGGUAUCUACACGCAAAUUUUACAGUUUGCGCAGAAUCAUGACGAGAAAUUGUACGGUUUCCUGCUAUGUUGGAACAGACCUAUUAUGUUACGGUUACGAUAUGCCCAAUUUUCAGCCAUUUCUUGUUUAGCAUCAGAUGCUUAGCAUGCGUUCCAUUGAUCGUUGUGAUUUGCAAACGAAAAUUUUGAACUUUUCUGUGCACAUUGACAUUGUGUCUGUGGCCAUAAAUUUGGAAAUUCUGAUUUCCUUUUACAAUAAUUAUCAAAAGCUACCUUGAAGCACAACCCAAACACGGUCAUAAGCAACCCAAUUGCAAACUCAUAAAUCACAUGUUAUGAUUUAGAUUUUGGAAAACUUUGAAAGGUCAUAACUUUUUUUCUAUUAUAGAUAGAAAGCUGAAAUUUUCACUGAAUUUUAUCUCAAUAAAAAGAGGUUAUUUUAUUUUAUUUAUUUAUUUAUAACUGACUCUAAAACAGUGAGAAUCACUGGUACCAGAGCCUCAAUAUACAAUCAUAAUAUAAUAAUAAGUAUAAAGUGUGGUAAUAAAUUACAGUUUUUAGCUUAAUUAUAUAUUCAUUUACACUGCAAAUAUAAUUUCAAAUUUGGAGUAAAUUGUUUCAUCGUCCUCAUUUCUACAACUGUCUUUGGUAUAGUGUUAUAAGUUUGUAUACUGCUAUACAGUGGAGAUCUUUGCGUUUUCAAGGUUCGUGAAUAAUUUGUUCUGAAGUCGUUUGCACCUCGGAUAUCAUGGUCAUGUAGCUGUUUCACUUGCUUAACAUUUAAAUUGGUUUUAAGAAGUUUAUUUUUUAGGCAAUACAUAAAUUUUGUUUGUUCAAAGGUCCUAAUUUUUUUUAUGUCCCAUAUUUUUGUUGUUUUAUACAGAAGUUCUGAUGAAGUGAGCCGGUCUAAAUUGAAGAUGGUUUUUAUUGUUUUAUUUUGUGUCCUUUGUAGUUUAUUUAAUACAUAAGUAGGUAAGUUUCCCCAACAUGGAAUAAGGUAUUACCUAAUGUGAGGCAGAAUAAAACUGUUAUAAAGCAAGAGUCUAGAUUUUCUGUUUAAACUAUCUGUACAUCUUUUUAUUGCACCAACGAUCGGAACAAUUUUUUUUAUAACCUCAGUCACAUGUAGGCUCCAAUCAAGAUUAUUUGUUAUGUUCAGACCUAAGUAUUUAUAUGUUUGUACUUCUUUGAGUUUUACACUAUCAAGAAACAAGUUUAUAUCACCUCUUUGCUUGUUUUUUUGUUUAAUAAUCAUAUAUACAGUCUUGUUUUUAUUUACAGAUAGCUUAUUGUAGCACAGCCAUGAAUGAUAGAGAUUCAACUCAUCAUUUGCUAAUUUUUCUAGUUCUUUUAAAAAUUUUGCUGACAGAACCAAGAUAGUGUCAGCAAAUACAAAAUAUUUUGCUUCCAGUACCAAAUAUUUAAGGUUGUGUAUGUUCAGCAAAUAUUGCAGAGAUCCCAGCACUGAUCCUUGGGCAACACCGAUACAAAAUUCCUUUUUUCCACUUUCUGAUUUAUUUAAUUUUGUAUAGUGAUUUCGGCCUAUAGAGUAUGUUUGAAGGAGUUUAUGUGCAGUUCCUCGAAAUCCCAUCCCUUGUAGUUUACCUAGCAUUAUAUUUAUGUCAACUGUAUUGAAUGCUUUUUGCAAAUCGAUGAAUAUUGUCAAAACAGGUUCUUCUGAUACAUACGACUCCAGUAGAUCUGCCGAGGCUCCUAAAGUGCUGCUAUGUUUUUGGAAUGCAUACUGAUGGGUAUCAAACUUAAACUUUUUCUCAAUAAAAUUAAUCAUUCUUUUUUUUAUGAAUUUUUCUGUUUUUUUAGAAAAUGUCUUUAGCACCGAUAUUGGCCUAUAGUUAUUUAAUUCGUGUGGUGAAUCUUUUUUAUGCACAGGUGUUAUUUUUGCACAUUUUAGCUCCUUAGGGAACACUCCAUCUUCUAAGAUAUUAUUAACAAUAUUUACAAUUUUUUCUCCAAUCAUGUCAAAAAGCAGUACUACGUCGGUCUUUGUUAUGUUAUCUUCCUCUGGUGAGCUGUUGUUUUUAAGAUCAUUUAUGGGUAUUAUAUAUUUCUAUUCUAUCUGUGGGUUCAAGAUAGAUUGACUCAUUGCAGUCUUCUUCUUUAAACGUUUGGUUUGUAAUGGGAUUUAUGUUUAAAGCUAGGUUUUGUCCAACUUUCGAAAAGUAUGUGUUGAAUUCUUCUGCUAUUUUUUGUUCAUUUCUGAGAGUCUCUCCUGUCAUAUCCUUUAUUUGAGUUAUUUUUGCACCUUUUGUUUUUCUUGAGCAAAGAUUGUUCAGUAGGUUCCACAUUUUUUUUGAAUUUGUUCCAGCCUCAUUAAUUUUUUUUUCAACAUAGUCCUUCUUUAAUUUUCUCCUUAAGUUGUUCACCUCAUUCUUAAAUUUUUUAAAAUUUCUUUCAGUUUCUAAAUUUUUUACCAAUUUCCAUCUUUUAUAGAAAUUAUCUCUUUGUUUGAUUUUUUCGAUAAAUUCUGCAUUUAUCCAGUAUGUAUUUUUAUGUUGUGCUCAGUCGUGGAUUCAGCUUUUGCUUUUGCUAUUAUUUCUGAUAGUUUGCUAAAUGAUGUGAUUUCAUUUUGUUGUAGUUCCUGUUGUACGGAUUCUUUCCAUUUUUGUGUGUGUAAUUUUGAUUUCUUGAUGUAGUCUUUAGCGUUUUUGGUAACUUUUUUGUUUAGCUCUAUAUACAUGAUUUUAUGAUCUGAUAUUAUAUGAUCUGCAAGACUGAUCUUGCAGUUCAAGUCUUUAUUUGUCAAGACAUGAUCCAAUAUGGUGGCUGUGGUAUCUGUUUUCCUUGUGGCAUUUUCAGGCGUGAGAAUAUUUUGUAUUUUAAAUCCAUUCAUUUCAGCAACAUUCUUAUACUCUUUAACUGCAUCAGAUUCACAAAGUAGAUUUAGGUUUAUGUCUCCAAUAAUAACACAGGGUGUUUUUUGAGCUUCCAUUGUACUAUCUAUGUCCUGUAUAAAUGACAUGGCCUGGUUUUUAGGGGGUCUGUAAAUUGUUGUGAUGGUGCAGUUUAUCUGGGUAAGAUAAAUGCUUACUACAUUGCAGUCACUUACUCUUAUUUUUGAGCUGACUUUAAUCUCAUAAUCUAGGUUUUCCCUGACGAGCAAGCAUACCCCUCCACCUCUUGAGUCUCUACAAUGAUGCACAGCACUGUAGUUAGGUAGAUUAAAAUACUGUAUCUCAUUUUGAUAGAUCCAUGUCUCCGUGAGAGCAAUAAUGUGUAUUUCAGGCUGUGGUCUUGUUGGAAUUUUAUUUGGAUGGCUGAUUCUCCAAUGGUUUUUUCAAGAAAUACCUUUCCAUUUCUACAAAAGGCUGCCACAAAGUUGUUUUCUCUCCUGAAGAUACAGGCGGCUCUAAAUAGUAUUUGAUUGGUCAUUGUAAGGUCUUCGUUUAUAAAUAUGUUCCCAUUCUUUCCAAUUAAUCCGCAUUCAUUAACUUUAACUCCUUUUAAUUCUUUCACUUUUUUUAAAACAUUGAUUUUUGUAUUAGGUUCCGGGUUCCGGUAAUUUCACAAGGAUGGGUCCAUCUUUUUUUUGUUUGAUUCUAUAACACUCUGCAUUUUCAGGUAUAUUUAACGCCAUUGUUUGAAAUACCUGUUGUAUGACAUUUUUUGUGUUUUCAUUUUCUUGGCCAGGGAUGCCGGUCACUAUAAUAUUAUUUUGACGUUCUUUUUGUUCUUGAAUGUUCGAUUUUUGCUCUAGAGCUUGCAAUCUUUCAUUUAAUAUCUUGUUUUCGUCUCUAAGUUGCUUUACCUCAGUGAGUGAAUGACUUCUGGUCUUCAUACGAGUCCGACAUAAAUUGAACCGAAUCUUUAAGUUCUUGCAUAUCUUUGUGUAGUGCAUCUUGGAAUGGUAUGAAGGUGGCCUCAAAGAUCUGUUUUACAAUCUUUUCCAGUUUUUCAUCAUUGAUUUCUUCCUUUUUUCGGCCGGUAGCCUCACUUUUUUCGCGUGAUUUGCAACAAAUCAUUUGAUUUAAAAUAAUUGUUUUUUUUUGAGUCUUUUUGAGACUCCGAACCCAAGGGCUUCAUUUUCGAGAAAAUCAGCUUUGAAUCUUUUGUGAAAUUUAAGGUAAAGUUUUGAAUUUGAGUCUCAAUAUCUCCAAAAGUAUUUAAGAUAGAGAAUUGAAUGUUAUUUUAUCUUAAAGAUAAUUAAAUUCUGAUUCAUAUCACAUCAUAUUUGUUGCAAUAAUAACCGAGUAAUGAGCGGUUUUGUGAGACAAUGUCAGAUUAUUGAAAUUUUCUGAGCUCAAAAAUUGCAAAAUUCAAAAAUUUAAAAAUUCAAAUUUUUCCAAAGGGGUAUGCAUGGGAAAUUGAUUUUCAAAUAUUUCAAAGGGCCAUAUUUUGGAAACCAGUGAAGCUAUCGGCAUAAAUCUUUUGCUUAAUUGUAUCUCUUCAGAAGGGCUAUAAAAAAGGUUAUUUGAGACUCCGUAACCAAGGGCUUCGUUUUCAAGAAAAUCAGCUUUGAAUCUUUUGUGAAAUUUGAAACAAAGUUUUGACUUUGAGCCUCAAUAUCUCCAGAAGUAUUUAAAUUAGAGAACUGAAUCUUAUUUUAUCGUGAAGAUAAUUUAAUUCUGAUUCAAAAUAUAUAAUUAUAAAUCAUAAUAUAUGCAGUCAUAACCGAGUAAUGAGCGAUUUUAUGAGACAGUGUCAGAUUAUUGAAAUUUCCUGGGCCCAAAAUGUGGAAAAAAGGUUUCUAUUUUUUUACAAACUAACCCAAAAAACAAAGUUGCGUAAAAGCUUUUCCACUAAUUUUCACCUCCUCUUUCGAUUGGUAAAGUCAAAAAUUGCAAAAUCCAAAAAUUUAAAAAUUCAAAUUUUUGCAAAGGGGUAUGCAUGGGAAAUUGAUUUUCAAAUAUUUCAAAGAGCCAUAUUUUGGAAACCAGUAAAGCUAUCGGUAUGAAUCUGUUGCCUAAUUGUAGCUCUUGAGAAGGGCUAUAAAAAAGGUUAUUUGAGAUUCCGAGCGCAAGGGCUUCGUUUUCAAGAAAAUCAGCUUUGAAUCUUUUGUGAAAUUUGAGACAAAGUUUUGACUUUGAGCCUCAAUAUCUCCAGAACUAUUCAAGAUAGAGAAUUGAAUCUUAUUCUAUCUUAAAGAUAAUUUAAUUCUGGUUAGAAUAUAUAAUUAUACAUUAUAAUUUGUGCAGUUAUAACCGAGUCCUAAUAAACUCUGGACUCUGGAUAACCAAAUCAAACUUCAAAAUAGCUGAAUUCAUUUAGUAAACCAAAAUGUGUGUUUCAAUUUUUGAUGUGUGAACAUCUAUACCGGCGGUUUGAUGGCAAAUUUCGGCAAAUGUGACAAAAGUGUGAAAGGGGAGGUGACGUCAUAACCCAUGUGCAAUGCUAAGUUCGCAGCUACCUCAGCGUUUGCAGCCUAUGAGGAUUCAUUAGAUUUCCAUGAUAGAUUAAGGCUGUUUAAAAGAGGACGUUGCGUAAUAACUUGUACCUAUGACAUCAUUGGGUAGGAAUGCAAGGUGGUAUUAGAAUGUAUUCAUAAAUGUACACGGUACUUUGAAUACUUGGGUAUUGAAUUGUACUCUGUACUCAAGAACAUUCUACGCUAAGUACUUGUACCCGGUAGCCGAGUACAUUUUGCCUGUACUCGAAACAGCUCUGACUAUGCUACACUCGGUAGCCUAUACAUCGUCUGGUCUAAAAUUGAAACCCUUUCCAGCAUAGACCAUGAGCGGCCAUUACUGCUCUAAACCCCCCCAUGUGAAAGCUAUAGCUACGUCGUUGGUUUGUAGGGAAUAUAAUUGGCUUCAAUUAGAGCCUAAUUGCGUUGAAAUGGGAUGAAUAUUAAAGGAGCUGUGAGCCAAAAACAGUCUCGGUGUCAUUUUUGGAAAAUUUUCAAUGUUCGAUCAUUUCAAUUUUGAAGCUGCUCAACUGCAAAAUUGUUUGAGCCAAAUCAAAAUAUUGAUUAAUGAGUUUGUAUAGAAUCUAAUUGGCUCCAAUUAGAACCUAAUUGCGUUAAAAUCAAAUAAAUAUUAAAGGAGCUGUAAGGCAAAAACAGUCUCAGUGUCAUUUUUGGAAAUUGUUCAAUGUUCGAUCAUUUCAAUUUUGAAGCUUCUCAGCUGCAAAACUGUUGAAGCCAAAUUAAAAUCUUAAUCGAUAGGUUUGUAGAGAAUUUAAUUAGCUCCAAUUAGAGCCUAAUUACGUUGAAAUCGGAUGAAUAUUAAAGGAGCUGUGAAGCAAAAACCACCUCAGUGUCAUUAUUAGAAAAUUUUCAAUGUUCAAACAUUGAAGCUUCUCAGUUCCAAAACUGUUGAAACCAAAUUAAAAUCAUAAUUAAUAGGUUUGUAGAGAAUUUAAUUAGCUCCAAUUAGAGCCUAAUUACAUUGGAAUCGGAUGAUGUUUCGUAUUCAAAUGGGAAAACCCUGUACAUUCCUUAUUAAUAUAAUACAAAAGUACAAAAAUAAAUAAAUCACAGACACCUUUCUCUCACUUCAACUAAGUCUAAAAUCAUUAAUCUCAGGAUCGCCUUUGCCCAAAUUCACUUUCUUCUCUGCCACACAAGUUUCAUUUAAAGGUUUACUUCUUUUGAUGCACCCCUCGUUCAGACACAAUUUUAUUUUCUCAUUGAACUUGUAAAACAUAUUAUCAUCUCCUCCAUUGGGUCCCACAUAAAUAUCGCAGUCAAUUUUCUUGUUCAAAUCUUGCAGGCAGCAUUGCAAAAAUUCCGAGUUGAUUACAAAGUAUUUGCUGAUAUCGAAAAGUAAUAUUUUGAGUUUUUUGGCUAUUAUGCCUGUUACAAAAACAUCAUCUAUCCAGAAGUAUUUUUGGUAGUUUGCUAUUGUUGCCAGUUUUAAUGCUGUUUGGGGUUUGGUAAUGUAAAACCAGCCAGAUACAAAUGUUGGGUAUUUGGUUGAUGGAUAUUCUUCUUUAGUGACAUACCAUUUAUUUGCUGUUUGUCUUAUUGCUAACAUGUUUUCUAAUUUAUAUCCAGCAAUGAAAUCUUUAUUGUAUAUAUUUUCUAAUGAUUUAAGCAUUGUUUUUAAUAUGUACAUAUUAACAACAGUAUCGUCAUCCAUUUUAAUCAAAUAUUUAGCAUUUGGACAAUAGGUGCUUGCCCAUUUAAGUCCCAUUAUAUGCUUAUAAGUUAAAUUUCUAUAUGCUUCUGAAAAAUUGCCUUGAAUUAUGUCUCCAAAUCGCCUACUUUCAUCAUUUAUGGACUUUUGUGUGGUGUACUUGUCCCUUGAAGCUUCUCCUAGUAAAAAUACCCUUCUAAGUCCUUUUUUUCGUAAAUCUUCUAUGCUAAACGCUUGCCUCAUAGAACUACGAGUUUCUACAUUGCCAAAAUAUGAUGUUACUAUAAAAACAGCCAAUAUAUUUUCUUGGGUGUUGUUACUGCAUACAUUUUUGUUAUUUAAAUUGUAUGUAAAUGUAAUGUUGAGGAGUUUUUGGGGGUCUGAUAGGAAUUUAUAUUCCUGUUCAGUUGUAUUUAAUAAUGUUAUUUCAUUGUUUGGCGAAUCAGUAAAGUAAAAUAUAAUAACGAAAGAAAUUACCGCUAGAGCAACUAUUAUGUAGAUUUGUUGAGGUUUAGUUAGUUUAAACAUUGUAUUUAUUAUAAAAAUAUAUUACAAACAACAAACAAAACAAAGAACAGCUGAUUGAAUUUAUAUGUGGUUAUAAUAUUUGUGGCUCCAUCUGUUUUCAUAUAGGCACAGUUUUCAAGCUUAUUCUAAUGUACUAAAGCUUUUUGUUUCAAUUAAGUUUUUAGAAAAAUCAAAAAACUCCUUUUGAAGCUUAACAUUUGCUGCCUUUUCACUUGGAGCAUGAAUUUUAGAAUCCAUUAUAUAAGUUCCACCAUUAUUUUCCAAAUCUUUCGAUAAGCAGGCGUAAAGGACCGGAAU